This is a messenger RNA of Phyllopteryx taeniolatus (common seadragon), 2029 nucleotides long. RefSeq names its product LHFPL tetraspan subfamily member 4b (gene lhfpl4b). NCBI's taxonomy places the organism in Eukaryota, Metazoa, Chordata, Actinopteri, Syngnathiformes, Syngnathidae. Gene Ontology annotation, biological process: sensory perception of sound. The transcript has 6 exons. Gene Ontology annotation, cellular component: plasma membrane. The record is from RefSeq and is a predicted model, not a curated record. The coding region runs from base 816 to 1502 and encodes 228 amino acids.
CUCCAGCAGCCCGCGACCCUAGUGAGGAUAAGCGGUAAAGAAAAUGGAUGGAUGGAUGGAUGGGCUGAUUAAUGAUCAUUGUUACAAUUACGAGUUAUGAUUUCAUACUACAUUAAACUUACAUCUGUCCAUCCGUCCAUUUUCUGUACCGCUUCUCCUCACGAGGGUCGUGGGUGUGCUGACGCCCAUCCCAGCUGAAUCUGGGUGAGAGGCGGAGUACAUCAUAAAGUGCUCACCAGCCAAUCGCAGGGCACAUAUAAAUAAACAGCCAUUCGCACUCACAUUCACACCUACGGACAAUUUUGAGUCCUCAAUCAACCUACCAUGCAUGUUUUUGGAUGUCGAGGAAACCGGAGUACCCGGAGAAAACCCACGCAGGCACGGUGAGAACAUGCAAAGGGAUUUGAACCCCGGUCCUCAGAACUGUGAGGCAGAUGUGCUAACCAGUCGUCCACCGUGCCAUUAAACCUAAAGUUGAAUUAUUUUCUCAUCAAUGAGCUGGCCCAUGUGUGUAAAAAUCCGUUUGCGAAGUAUUCGUUUAAACAAAUGUGCCAUUUAAUAAAGAUUGUUAAUGUAUUAUUUUGAAUAAAGAACGCAACGAAGAUGAAUUAAUUUAUUAUUAAAAUAUUAAAUGAAUCGCACGGCGUCGUUGGAGUUCCUUGUUCUGCCAGCGGGCGUCGCUGUUUUGGAACGUCAACGUGGGUGCACGGGCUGGCGGGUACGCGCGCUCUUGGACACGGCGGGCAAGCGCCUUCGUCCUCGUCACUCGGUCCGCGUGCGUGCGUGCAUGCGAAGCUGCUGCAGUGCAUGCAGUCAUGGCAGCAGCGGCGGCGCCUGGCCUGAGCGACCUGUCCCGUCUGUACCAGACCGAGUUUGUUCGUAGCGCCCGUGCAGUGGGCGUCCUGUGGGCUGUGUGCACGUUGUGCUUCGCCGUCAUCCAGGUAGUCAUCCUGGUGCAGCCGUCGUGGAUCGGAACCGCUGACAUCCACCACCCGGGGACGGGGCCGGCGUCACCCAGCGGCACCCUGGGAUUAUUUGAGGUGUGUCUGGAGUCAGACCGACCCAUUCCAGAUUGCCGCGGCCGUCUGUCCAGCCUGUCCCCUCUGCCGUCCUUCCAGUCGGUGGCGGUCUUGGUGGGCGUGUCCCUGUGGGCGGUGUGGACCAGCGUAGUCUGUCUCUGCCUGUUCCGAUUCUGCAGCGCCGCCACCGUCUACAAGAUCUGCGCCUGGCUGCAGCUCACAGCAGGGUUCUGCUUAGCAUUGGCGUGCCUGCUGUUCCCCGACUCGUGGGAGAGUCCGGAGAUGAGAGUCCUGUGCGGCGACUCGGUGGGCAGCUUCUCAUCUGGGAACUGCUCGGUCCACUGGGCCUUUAUCCUGGCCAUCCUGGGCGUUUUGGAUGCCGCCAUCUUGGCCACGCUUGCGUUUGUGCUGGCUAACAGACAAGAUGCCCUCCUACCGCCACUCGGCAAGGAAGUGACUACAGGAUUGCUGAUGUCAGCGUAGACAUCAUGUGACUCGUCUUCCUCCUCAACGCAAAACAAUGAUAUCAUCAUCACUGUGACAUCAUCAUGAUAUCAUGAAGACAAAUCUACGCAGUAUAGAAGAUGGAGCUGUUGUUUUUUUUUUUUUUAUCAGCUUCUUGUGUUGAACAACCACGUCACGUGUUUAGCUGUUAGCAUCGUUAGCUCAUUUCCUUUCCCAACCUUAAUGGAAGGCGAGCUCCUUCACUUAACGUCGUUAGCCUCAGUCAAGUGCGGUACACACAUAUGGCUCAUCGGGACAAAUUUGAGCAUUCCCCACCUCCCCUUGGUCAACCCAUAUGAUCAAAAUAAGCAAAUGCCCGAUUGCGGGAUGCCCUAAAAGGUAGUCAUGAGCCAUUUUCUUGUGUUGUGCUGUGUGAUAAGCAUCAAUUUUGUGUCCAUUAAGUCAUUCCCAACAAAAAUGACAACCACUGCAAUGAAGUUACCAGAUAAACUAACAGUUAGCUAAAGCUUUUCCUAUUUCCAACAAAUAAAGUUUUUUCAUCCGUA